ACGGAUGGAUGGGUGUAUAAAUCAUUAUUUAUAUUACCAUAAAUUAAACGUCAUGAGUUCUUUAUCUAAAUAUGUGAAAGUAUGAAUAAUCCUUGAUGAGUAAUACUACUACGCUCUAAUUAUGUCUAGCUUUAAUAACAACAUUCCUUUAUCUUUCAUUAGUUAUAGUACAAUUGAUCCUAUAAAUUAAUUUCUGUUUAUAUUUACUGGUAUUGUGGAAAACGUAUUGUAUGAUAGUGAAAUUGAUGAAUUCGGUUUUAAGAACGUUAAAAAAUGAACUUUUUUUUGGAACUUUCAUUCCCAAAAUGUUUUUCCCGUUGUACACUGAAGGAUGGGUCUGGUGAGAAUAGAAAGGAGGAAAAUUAAUGUUCCCAAAUAAUAUUGUUAUCGACCUGAUUCUGAACAUAUAUAAUGUCUGCCUUCAAUGUGAAACCAAUUAAUGGUUGGAUUCAUUCCGACAAGUUAAUGGCAAAACAAGGAGCAACUUAUGCCGUUAGGUAUGUUGGUUGUUUGGAAGUUAAAGUUUCAAUGAAAAUAUUAGACUUCAAAACUAGAUCUAAUGUGGCAAAAGAGUGCAUCAACCGAGUAUGUGAACACUCAAGAUUCAGGAAUUUAGAUAAAAAACGAAAAGUUGACAAAAAAGUACUGAAAUCCAUAGCAGAUAUACCAAAUCUGAAAUUUUCAGGAACACACGCAAAUUUGAAUGUGUCUAGUAUCAAUUUGUCUCUGAUAUCACUAGAUACAAAUCAUAUAAUCGCAAGUCAUGAUAUGCCUAAUAUAUCUUUUGCUUCUGGAGGCGAUACGGACACAAUGGAUUUUGUAGGUUACAUAGCAAAAGAUGUCAACGAACUCCGAGCUUGUUAUGUUUUGGAAUGUAUCGGUGGUCUAGCCAAAGAUGUAAUAUCAACGAUAGGCCAGGCAUUUGAAUUGAGGUUUCAGCAAUUCACGAGUAAAUCACCUGUUGCACUGGGGACAGCAUUGGGUCAUUCCUCAUUCUCUCAAGGUGGUGAUGCUGAUAAAGACUAUUACAAUGACCUGCCAGGGAAGGUUCCCCCAGAUGUUUGUGAACCUCCACCUGUCCCACCUCUGCCAUCUCUUGUUCCGCCAUUCACCACUUUGCCACCAGUACAAACCUCAAAUUUGAUAGACCUCAGUACUGACAUCAUGCCUCAUGAUGUACCCCACCACGACUAUGUCAAUGGUAGUGUAGUGAUGCCUAGAGAAAGGGAUGUAUUUGAUAUGCAACCUUUCACCCACCAUUCGACUGCGAUGUACAGCAAAAAUGAUGGUGAUCCUAUAGCUCAACUGGAAAGUGAGGUAUGGUUCCACGGUCAGAUCAGUCGCGCUGAAGCUGAAAGUUUACUUCAAAAAGAUGGCGACUUUCUUGUGCGAGAAUCGACAAACACUAUGGAAAGGCAAUUCGUUCUGUCAGGAAUGCAAGACAAUAACAAAAAGCACUUAUUACUGAUUGAUCCUGAAGGAGUGGUCAGAACGAAGAACAGAACAUUCAACAGUGUGAGCCAUUUGAUUCAGUUUCACUACGAGAAUUCUUUGCCUAUCAUAGUCUCGGCAGAGAGUGCUCUGGUCUUGAGAAAUAAAAUUCCAAGAGCUUCAUAAAUUGUUUCUUAUACAUUCGCAAGCUUGCACCCAAGCGUUUCAGGGAUAUUUUUAUAAAAUUUUCAAGCCAUGGUGUUAGGAAAACUGCAUGUAAAAGCAAGAAUGCAAGUGAUAAUAUGAGUUAGACGUUUUGAAAUGAGUUGCUGUGAUGGACUUUGAGAAAUCUCAUCGGCUUAGUUCUACAAAUUACCGCUUUGUUUUGGGCCUAUCGAAACACUGUCAGUGCAAUCUGAUAAUGGAUCACAGACUGAUUACUUUUAAUGACCACAAAUUGAUGAAGUUAUACAUUUGUACCUAAAUAUUUAAAUGGAUACAUUUUGUAAGACAUCUGUAACCCUUCUAUCUGCUUAUUUAGAGAUUAUUUCAUGGCAUGGGUUGAUAUAGAAUAUUAUGAAAUUUUUAAAUUAUGUAUUGAUAUAAUUCUUGUAGGUUUUUCUGAAUUCACGUACACAAAAACUUACGGGAACUUGCUAAUUUUGAACCGAUGUUACUGGAUAGUUCUUUCUAGCUAGAUUAUAUUUGCGGUAAUUCUGA
Leptinotarsa decemlineata (Colorado potato beetle) is the source of this 2151-nucleotide messenger RNA. Its product is annotated as SHC-transforming protein 4. Lineage: Eukaryota; Metazoa; Arthropoda; Insecta; Coleoptera; Chrysomelidae. The record is from RefSeq and is a predicted model, not a curated record.